Molecule: messenger RNA, 1228 nt
Organism: Mya arenaria
Lineage: Eukaryota; Metazoa; Mollusca; Bivalvia; Myida; Myidae
Product: ankyrin repeat domain-containing protein 39-like
Exons: 3
Coding region: 135-695 (186 amino acids)
Molecular function (GO): protein binding
Source: RefSeq, a predicted model, not a curated record
GCUCUCAAACGGCUACUUUCACUUUCACUUUCAACACUAUUCCACCGUUUCUUUCGUACAAAUUAAUGGAUUCAAUCCAAUCACAAUAAACAAUGUAAAUCAAGUACUACAUACAAUAAGUUUAAUACGAUUGCAUGAUGUGUGACAAACAUGUUGACUGCAACUGCUUAAUAAAUACAAAAUACGGCUCUGCGCACCAGACAUUAGAUGAACUGGAUUUCAGCAGGGGGAUUUGGACUGCGGCAUUAGAUGGAUCUUAUGACGAUGUCAUCAACUGUUUAGAGAAGAAAGGAAUUAAUCCUGACGUCUUGGACUCAUCCGGUUAUACUGCAUUGCACUACGCCAGUAGAAAUGGGCACACAUCCGUAUGCCAGCUGCUUCUUGAAAAGGGGGCGUCACCCAACGUGCAGACGCGGUCAGGGGGCGUGACUCCGCUCCACCGAGCGGCCUAUUGUGGUCACACGGAUACUCUACGGCUUCUGUUGACCAGUGGCGCUGACCCUAAUAUUUAUGAUGCUGACGGAAUGCUUCCCAUACACAAAGCGGCAGAGAGAGGUCAAGCAUUAUGUGUACAACAACUCCUGGAAGCCGCUCCCGCCAGCCGCUCAGUCAGGGACAAAAAGGGGCGGACACCGGUGUCCUGUGUACAGGAACACUGCGAUGAAGUGAAACAGCUUUUUGAAGAUGUCCCAUGAACCUUAAAUUUAGAGCAUUUUCACAAAAGCGAGAGUAUUGUAUGCGUAAUAUGUUAAGGCUCAAGUGUCGAAUAUGUGUGUCUCAAAGCAAAAUGCAGGGUUGAUUGACCAAAUGUGAGCUACUACCAACCCUGGUGUGCGGACUCUCUGAAUGCACGCCCAGAGCAAAUAAUAUGCUUGGAAAAUAGUCUUUCUUGUUUUCUGUUUAAACUCCUAAUCGAAAGACGCAAACAUCGUCCGCUCUUACAUGACGAGACUCUCAUGGUAGGAGAGCGUUUGUGUACCUUAAUGCAAAGUGUUCAUCGACGGCAUAUAACAACAGACGUGUUGAAUUUGAAUUAUUAAGUCGAAUUUAUUAAACUCGCGGAUUCUAGAAAGCCGCCAAAAACCUUUACCGAUGCACAAUUAAUUUAUGUGGAGUAGUCGGACUAAUAAUAGAAAUAAUCAAUGAGUUACUCUCAACUCUUGCAAUGAAAAGUUCUGGUAGUGGUGUCUUAGAGUUGCCUUUCUUCGCCUUCAAAUAAUGGAAAUUG